Molecule: messenger RNA, 2700 nt
Organism: Cannabis sativa
Lineage: Eukaryota; Viridiplantae; Streptophyta; Magnoliopsida; Rosales; Cannabaceae
Product: G-type lectin S-receptor-like serine/threonine-protein kinase SD1-1
Exons: 7
Coding region: 63-2576 (837 amino acids)
Biological process (GO): recognition of pollen; protein phosphorylation
Molecular function (GO): protein serine/threonine kinase activity; ATP binding
Source: RefSeq, a predicted model, not a curated record
AAUUCUCUCUAAUUCAUAACAAGUACAUACCAAUUGUGUAAUUUUUUUUUUUAAAAAAAACAAUGAAGCGUAGAUGGAAAAGUAACCAUUUGUUUCUUCUUCCAUGCUUUGUUUUGCUUUGGUUAUUCAACGUUCACCUCCCAUCACAUGCUGCAGACACUCUCACAGCUGGUGAAAUCAUGAGAGACUGGCAAUUCUUGGAGUCUCCAAACAAAAUAUUUCGUUUACUGUUCUUUGUUCCUACUUUAUCAAAUAAGCGUUAUUUGGGUAUUCAGCACAUGUUGUACCCUUUUGAUGCGAAGUUUGUUUGGGUCGCCAACCGAGAAAAACCCUUGAUGGAUACCUCUGGAUAUGUAAAUAUAAAUAUAGAAGGGAACUUGGUGAUGAAUAGCAACAACACAACUUCCUUCAUUAUAAACUCUAGCAAACCAGCCACCAGUUCUUCUAAUACGAGUCUCAAACUACUCGACUCUGGAAACUUGGUUCUGAAAGCAGGAGAAGAAAUCGUGUGGCAAAGUUUCGAUUAUCCAUCGGAUACGAUUCUACCAGGAAUGAAAUUUGGCCUUUUUGAUUUGAAGCUUAAGGAGCCUAGAAACAUAAGCUUCAAUUCAUGGCAAGGCAUAGGGUCUCCAUAUGGAGGAGCCUUCACUCUUGGUGUCGAUCCAAACAACACUCAACAACUUAUGAUAUGGCAAAGAGGGCUUCCCUACUGGCGCAGCGGAAACUGGAAUGGGAAGAAUUUUAGCUACUUCCCCAAUUCGUAUUAUGAUGACACCAAUAACAUCUUUAAGUUUGACUAUAUUUCGAAUGAAAAGGAGAGCUACUUUACCUAUACUACUCUGACUCCAUAUAACAAUUCAUAUAUUGAAAUGAAUUCUACUGGGGGCGUUUCUUUCUAUAUUGCUAAACCUGAUGCUGCGUCAAUUAGCUAUGGUUCAGCAUGUAAUGACAUGUCUUUCGGUUCCAAAGGAUGUAUAAAGCAAAAUCAUACGGCAUGUAGCAGUGGCGAAGAUUAUUUUUAUAUGCCUAGGUCUGGGCAUAUGGACUCGUGGGACUAUCCGGAAGAUUUCAGUCUCCUGGGUCUUGACGACUGUAGAGCGAUAUGCAGUAAGAACUGUAAAUGUACAGCCUAUAUGUCUGCAACACCCGAUGGAACAGGUUGUUCAUUUUCUUAUGGAAAAUACGUAGCUGAAUCAUUCUGGGAAACUUUUUACGUUCGGGAUAGCGCCUAUGACGCAGUAGAUGAUACAACCAAAAAUGCCACCAGAGUUGCACCAAAGAAGUCAGAAAAGAAAUUCAAAAGAAACACCCCUGCUCCUAUCCUCAAAGGUGGAACUCCAAGAAAGAGGAAGAACAAAAAUAUGAUUGUAAUCCCUUUGGUUUCCAUAGCUGUUCUUACACUGGCCUGUUCAGUAGGCUAUAUAAUAUGGAAAAAGUUCUAUUCCAAAGGGAAAGGAGGAAGUAAUGGAAAGCAAGUGUGCGGAGACACAGAGAAAUAUAUACAUGAAUUAGGAACUAGUAUGGCAGCCAUUGAUAAAGGUGAUGGACAAAAUUUAUUACAUGGAAAGAUCGAUCCCGAUUUACCUUUGUUCAGUUUUUGUACAAUAGAAACAGCUACAGACUUCUUUUCUGAGGCAAAUAGACUUGGUCAAGGUGGUUUUGGGCCUGUCUAUAAGGGGGUGUUGGAUAAUGGUCAAGAAAUUGCAGUGAAAAGACUCUCAGUAGGUUCUGGACAAGGACAAGAAGAAUUCAAAACGGAAGUUGUGUUGAUCUCAAAAGUACAACACAGGAAUCUAGUUCGAUUGUUGGGUUGUUGCAUUAAAGGAGUAGAGAAGAUACUUAUUUAUGAGUAUUUGCCCAACAAAAGUUUGGAUACUUUCAUUUUUGAUGAAACUAAACGAAUCUUACUCAAUUGGAGAAUGCGUGUCAAUAUCAUCGAAGGAAUUGCUCAAGGACUUCUAUAUCUCCACAAAUAUUCUAGACUGAAAAUUAUCCAUAGAGAUUUAAAAUGCAGCAAUAUAUUGUUGGACAAUGACAUGAGUCCAAAAAUAUCAGAUUUUGGAACAGCAAAAACAUUUGGAGACAAUGAAUCUGGAGCAAACACAUGUCGAAUUGUUGGAACAUACGGUUAUAUGUCUCCUGAGUAUGCCAUGGACGGUCUUUUUUCUGUGAAAUCUGAUGUUUUCAGCUUUGGAGUAAUGAUGCUAGAAAUCAUUAGUGGAAAGAAAUGUUUAGGCUUGUAUCAUCCAAACCAAUCAAUAAACCUAGUAGGAUAUGCAUGGAAUUUGUGGAAAGAUGGACAAAGUAUUGAGCUACUAUUAGAUGCAGCAUUGGCUGAAACAUGCUCAACAACUGAACUUAAGAGGUGUGUUCAAAUAGCUCUCUUGUGUGUGCAAGAAAGUGCAUCUGACAGGCCAGCCAUGUCAGAAAUUGUGUCUAUGAUUGGCAAUGACGUGGGAAUUCUACCUGGUCCUAAACAACCGGGCUUUUAUAGUAAUUAUUCAGACACUACAGAAUCCACUAUUCUUACUUAUAACUCCAUUUCAGCCGAUACUACACUUACAAACACAUCGUAGCUUUGAAAUAACAAUUAAUAUUUGUGUAAAUUAUUUAGUAGGGCGUGGUUGUCAAGCAUUAUUGUAAAAGAUUGACGAUAAGGGAAUUAAUGUAAUAAAAGAUAAGCUAUUUUGUUCGGUGUUA